AUGGGUGUGCUACAGCCUCGUGGGCGGCGUGACUCGCGCGCUUCGGUCCUGUCACAUCGCAAUUGGGGCUUCGACCGCGAACUCGAUGUUGCGAUCGCUCCGGACUCACUGGUGGAACACGCCAAUGCAAAUCUAGGCAGCUCGCCUGGUGCCGGCAUGGAGGCGUCGAGCUAUAAUGGAUCUAGCCUCAGGACUCCUAGUCGAUCAUUCUUCCAUCGCUCAUUCAAUACACCGACAGACACAGCACACUAUGCAUCUGACGGCCUGCGGGAACAGACAGCGGAGCUGGCAACUUACGGCCUGUCCCUCAAUAAGAAACCCUCGCGUGGAAGGACAAGCUUGCCUGUCUGUCUAGACAUCUUUCAAAGCAAGCAUUCCCCCGGAAUCUCGCACGAUGGUAGCGCGAGCUCCUAUCCGACACUGGAGGAGGAUUCGUUAGGGUCGGAUGCUGUCCUCCUCGAUCCUGCCUCUGCAUCAGCUUCUUCGGCCUUGACCGCAAUGAUUCGCCAGCCUUCCCCAGAACCUGUCGACGACGAUGCUUUAGAAGAUACCUCUUUCCCCCCACUGCCGACAAUCCAGGAUGAACCCGAGCCACAAGACACGGAGAGAACGUCGCUAUUAUCCAAGACUUGUUCUAAGUCCCCUCAUAAAUAUGGGACAGUAGGAGAUAUCGAGAAUCAGGCUCUACCUACCCGCAGACCUGCCAAUGUCAUCACCGAGGGGGUUUCCAACCUGGAGAAGUAUUCUCGCAUCCUUGUCAACCCAAAAUCAUGGGACAGGCGAGCGAUAUGGGAAGAGGGAGUGGUCUACCCUGCCUCUCUACUUCCAGCGGUGCUCCUCGGACUUUUGCUUAACAUUCUCGAUGCCCUGUCCUACGGCAUGAUUCUAUUUCCUCUCGGCGAGCCGUUGUUCGCCCAUCUUGGCUCAGACGGAAUCUCGAUGUUCUACGUUAGCACGAUCAUCUCCCAGGUGGUCUUCUCCUGUGGCGGCUCGAUCUUCAAGGGUGGCAUCGGAAGUGAGAUGAUUGAAGUAGUCCCAUUCUUUCACCAAAUGGCCUUCGCCAUCAUGAACCGAGUGGGCAAGGAUAACCCACAAUCAGUCAUCGCCACCACCAUUCUGGCGUUCUCCGUCAGCUCGGUUCUGACAGGCCUGGUGUUCUUCCUAAUGGGCGCGUGUGGACUGGGCUCGCUGAUUGGGUUCUUCCCUCGCCAUAUCCUUAUUGGCUGCAUUGGUGGCGUGGGAUAUUUUCUCUUGCAAACAGGGGUCGAGGUUUCUGCCCGGCUACCUGGCUCACUUGAAUAUAACAUCGCAACUCUACAAAAGCUUUUCCAACUUGACACGUUUCCGUUGUGGAUUGUUCCGCUCUUCCUUGCGAUUGGUCUUCUUGUUUUGAAGCGUUUUCUUCGGUCAAACUUCCUUGUCGGCGGAUACUUUAUUGGCGUGGCAGUUGUGUUUUACAUUGUCAUCUUGAGUGCUCGUGUUUCUAUGGAUAACUUGCAUCACAAGGGAUGGGUCUUUGACGCACCCUCGUCGAACAAUCCCUGGUAUCAUUUUUACACUCUCUAUGAUCUUUCUGAGGUCAACUGGACGGCCUUUGCCGAUACAAUCCCGGCUAUGUUUGCCUUGACCUUCUUCGGUGUACUUCACGUGCCUAUCAAUGUACCAGCUCUGGGUAUCUCCACCGGAGAAGACAACCUUAAUGUCGACCGAGAGCUCAUGGCGCACGGCGUGACUAAUGCCGUUUCUGGAUUUGCUGGCAGUAUUCAAAACUACCUUGUAUAUACAAACAGUCUACUGUUCAUUUCCAGCGGUGGUGACUCCCGGUUAGCUGGUCUCAUGCUGGCUGUUGCAACAGCUGGAGUCCUUGUCAUUGGCCCCGUCAUUAUUGGGUUCAUUCCAGUCAUGGUCGUCGGUGCCUUGAUAUUCUUGCUCGGCAUUGAGCUCUUACAAGAAGCACUAGUUGAUACCUGGGGAAAGCUCACGCGGCUUGAAUAUCUUACUGUUGUCAUCAUCGUGGUCACCAUGGGCGCAUGGGACUUCGUGGUGGGUAUCUUGGUUGGAAUCAUACUAGCAUGUGUGAACUUUGUGGUUCAAACAUCUCGCAAAUCAGCAAUUCGCGCGACCUUUUCCGGAGAAAUCGCAGGAUCGACGGUUCGCAGGCCUCCGAUUCAGCAACAGUUCCUGCACGAAGCUGGCCAGCAGACUCUCAUCAUGAAACUUGGUGGCUACUUAUUCUUCGGCACAAUUGUCAAUGUGGAGAAUACCAUGCGAGGCUUGAUAGAAGAGGACGCCUUCAACCAGCAGCCCAUCCGAUUUUUAAUUUUGGAUUUCUCCAGGGUUUACGGGUUGGACUUCUCGGCUGCCGAGGCCUUUACUCGAAUCAAUCGUAUCCUGCGCAAGCGCAACGUGCAGACCACGAUUUCUGGCCUAAAUAUCGAUGGAGAUGUCGGUAAGAGCCUCCAGAACGUCGGCCUCUUCGAACCCGAGUCCGGCGUACCGAUUUUCGAAGACCUCAACUCAGCCCUUGAAUUCUGCGAGAACGAUUACCUCAAGAUCUUCUAUAGUCGCCAAGAAGCCCUCCUCCGCAAACCUAUCGAAGCCACUUCGAACUCCUCCACCACCAACACCCUUCAUGUCCCCCUUCCAGUCCCCCAGGUUCCGAAUGCCAGCCUCUCCGAGACUAUCGUCAGCUCUCCACGUGGGCAAUACCUCCAGCGGGUUGCAACAACCACAAUCCGGGAGCACGAGCAAGAGACCGCUAUGAUGGCCGCACCGGCCUGGUCCUCCAUGCGCCAGCCCCUCCCCCUCCUCCUGCAGACAUUCCAAGGCCUCUCAAGCCAGAACGAAGACUUCUGGUUCCCCGUCUGUGCCUACUUUUCGCGCGAGUCCUAUCCGGCCGGGACCGUGCUAUACCAUGAAGGCGACGUUCCUCGUGCCUUCUACCUUCUGGAGUCAGGCAUGCUCCGCGCUGAGUACGAUCUUCCGCAGGGCCGGUAUUUCGAGCUUGUCGUUGCCGGCCGGCCGUGCGGCGAGCUACCGUUCUUCAGCGACACACGUCGCACGGCAACAGUCAAGACGGAACACGAUUGCGUGGCCUGGUGCCUGAGUGAUGAUCGGUGGAAGGCGCUGCAAGAAGCAGAGCCGCGUAUUGCACGGGAGCUCCUGACUGUUAGCUUGAAGCUAACGACGGAGCGGAUGGAUAGUAUUACUUCGUACGUUUUGACGAUGGCGGCUUAG
This is a messenger RNA of Penicillium macrosclerotiorum, 3237 nucleotides long. RefSeq names its product sulfate transporter family protein. Gene Ontology annotation, cellular component: membrane. Lineage: Eukaryota; Fungi; Ascomycota; Eurotiomycetes; Eurotiales; Aspergillaceae. The coding region runs from base 1 to 3237 and encodes 1078 amino acids. The transcript is spliced from 6 exons. The record is from RefSeq and is a predicted model, not a curated record.